AAAUGCAUGUGCAGUCAUGCUUUUGUGCAGCAGGGGUGUGUGUAUAUUCUCCCUCUCUCUUUUGUUCUGUCUCUUUCUGCAGUAUUUGCGCAUUUGCCACUGACUCCUAGGAACCUCUGCAGGAGACGAGCUGCAAAACAUCAGGUACUGGUACGACAAUGGCCUCCAAACUGAGCGUGCUGCUGCUGUUAUUGGCCGUUGUCUCAGUGACUGUGCUGGCCCAAAGGCCGCGUCCGGUGAAGAAGACCAAGACCGAUGAGUGGAACUACAAGGAUGGCUCUGAGAGAGUGAGCAUGCGUGGUGUGUCUAACCUGACUGAGGUUCUGGACAACUGGAGGUUCGACAUCAUGACCCAGAUGAGAGGACUCCUGCAGAACGACCACCAGUCUUUGCUCCCCGAUUACGCCCGGAUCCAGCCGCUGUCCGAGGCUUUGGACGACCUCUACAAAGAGUUCAAUGCCCUCAAAGCUCACCUGGGCGACCUAACCGAGAAGUUCGCCGCCAUAGAAACUUUCAUUGAUGAGAUCAAGGCCGGCCGAUCCACCAACACCAACGCUGGCCCGGCCCCCGGUCCAGCUCCGGCUGCAAUCCCCAGACAGACCACUCGGAGGGUGAUGAAGAAGAAGGCCACUUCCUCCUCCUCCUCCUCCCCCUCCUCCUAACCAGCUGAUGAUGAGCUUCUUCUGCUCUCAUGUUUGCUUCUCCUCACACUGCGUUCUGUCUCUGUCUUGUCUGAAGUAAAUUCUCACUAAUCGUUUCAUAUCAUAAUGUGCUGUGAUCUUAACUCCUCAAGUCCACAUUAAGAAUCUGGUUAUUACCACAAGACACAGAAAUUACUGAAUUGUUAUGAAAAGGACAAAUUAACCAAGAAAUAGUAUAUGCCGAUUCAGUCAAAUUAACAAACUGUGCAGAUUUUACUUAACACCAUUAAAAACAGUUUUGUAAUUAAUCCAGUAGUUUGACACAGGUUGAAAUCCAAACACGGUCUUUGUCUUUCACCCAAUCACUCCUCCCUAUAUAGAUCAGUUUACUUCACAGUGAGCAGUAAAUUACAGAUUCUUAAGCUUUUUUCAAACAUGAACUCCAGAAAAUGUCUGAAAAUUGAGUCCAGAUUUCGUUUCACAUAUGGACACAGCAAGAGAUUGUCCGGGGCCGGCACGUUUACAACCUAAAUAAAACAGUACAUGUAGUAACUUGUAAAGUAGGGAGUGAUUUUCUCCUCACAGACUUGCCACUGUUUGCUCAUUCUGUUUCCUCAUAAAUGUUACCUAAGAUGUGACACCUGGAAACUUUCUAUCUCACCACCAAAGACUUCCCCUGGAACUGAUUAAAACAAUUUCAUACUCUCUUCUCAACCUGUAGAAUGAUAUGUUUGUCAGGUCUGCUGCUGUUUCCUCUGCAAUUAUAUGUAUUGGUUUGCGUUCAAGGUUUACUGCUUCACUAUAUAAGCUUCAAAUAAAUUCACUUUUUGCAUCCAUU
Hippoglossus stenolepis (Pacific halibut) is the source of this 1479-nucleotide messenger RNA. RefSeq lists its product as uncharacterized. The record is from RefSeq and is a predicted model, not a curated record. Bases 159 to 662 code for a protein of 167 amino acids. The transcript has 4 exons. Lineage: Eukaryota; Metazoa; Chordata; Actinopteri; Pleuronectiformes; Pleuronectidae.